Messenger RNA from Cyprinus carpio (common carp), 949 nucleotides. Its product is annotated as BET1 homolog. Gene Ontology annotation, molecular function: SNAP receptor activity. Lineage: Eukaryota; Metazoa; Chordata; Actinopteri; Cypriniformes; Cyprinidae. Gene Ontology annotation, biological process: endoplasmic reticulum to Golgi vesicle-mediated transport; vesicle fusion with Golgi apparatus. Gene Ontology annotation, cellular component: SNARE complex; Golgi trans cisterna. The record is from RefSeq and is a predicted model, not a curated record.
CGUGUGGUUUAAUCCUCCGCGGCUUCCGUAUGGUGUCGUGGCGCUUGUGGAGUGCGAAGGCGAAAGUACAGCGGCUCUAAAUAGGAAGAUAAGCAAAUAUUUGUAAUAGGUACAUUUCUUUCAAACUGCAGUGAUCGAUAUCAUAUAAAGGUUUCCGGCUGAUAAUGAGGCGCGCAGGUUUGAGUGAGGGCGGCCCUCCAGGCAAUUACGUUGCAAGUGGAUACAGUGUGUAUGAGGAGGAGAAUGAACAUCUACAGGAGGGACUGAAAGCUAAAGUACAUGCACUUAAACAUCUUUCAAUUGAUAUUGGAAAUGAAGUCAAGUACCAGAAUAAAAUGUUAGGAGAAAUGGACUCGGACUUUGACUCAACUGGAGGUCUGUUGGGAGCCACCAUUGGUAGAUUGAAGCUCAUCUCCAGGGGAAGCCAAACCAAGGUGUACUGCUACAUGCUGCUGUUUGCCCUGUUUGUGUUUAUUGUCCUGUACUGGGUGAUCAAACUGAGGUGAUCGUAGGACUGAUGAGACCUUUCGUUCGUGCCAUGCUUAUUUGAGGUAGAGGGUCAGAAUCCUCACAGAGAUGACGAGGACUGAGGUUAUUGAGGAGUACGAGAGUGCUUUCUUUCCACUGGACAAGAAGUUGAACCAUUGAUUGACAAUGUGCACUAUGAGACAAAAAUCUGUCCUAACCCACCAUUAGUGUUCCCCGAGGGGAAGGGAUAAUGCUAGUUGUCUAAAUCUUAUCACAAAAAAUAUUUUGAAGAUUAACAACAUGCAUCUUUCCUUCUUUUUUUCAGAAAUAAUGACCUUUGUUUAAUGGUAUUAUUCUUUUAGGAGAACUUCAGUGAUAUAAAUGUGUGCUAAUUUAUAUCUUCUAUAAGGAUACAGAUAAAUGCAUUUAAAAGAGUAGCACGAAACAGCACAGUAGUUCUCUAAUCAUAUAGUUGGAAGUA